AUGGACAAACAAGAAGAAAUUAUUCCCGUCGGGGACGGCUCAGACUCUUUCUCCGUGGAGAGCAGAGAUGACACGCCGCGGUCAGAGGGUGGCGAGCGGCGGGCUAGCAAGUCCAACGACCGCAUGCAGAAGGCGAAGCAGCAGUUAAAAAUGAGCAAAGACAAGAUUAUUCACUCACUGAGUGCUGGCAAGAAGUCAAAGUCCCAUCCGAGAAGGGUGGAGCACGACGACGAUGAGCCCAUCGAGAGCACAGGGCCCAAUACGGCUUUCUUCUCUCCCCCCUCGUUUCAGCUGACACAAAUUAUACAUGACAGCCAAUGCUUUGUUCCCCGCCAAGGACACUCCUGUGCUGCGGGGGGAGGAGAUGUUCUCAUAUUUGGAGGGCAGGACGCAGAAGGCCAGUUCCUAAACGACUUCAUCAGAUACAUACCUGGGCUAAACGCGUUCGAACCCAUGAAGAAAGUCAAAGGCCAGAUUCCCACACCCCGCACUGGAGCCACGAUGGUGAACUGGGUGAAACCCACAACCAAUAGAGAACAUAUAUUUUUAUUCGGAGGCAGAGGCCCGGGGGGGGACAUCGCCACGGCGAGCCUUUACGACCCUGGGUCGCGAACGUGGACAGCAGUGGGAGGUAUUAAGAAGCCCCCAAAGAGGAGUUCGCACGUCUCUGUGGUCUUUGAAAAGGUGUUUGUCCAUGGAGGCCUGAGUGGCGACAAUGUUUUGAACGACAUGUGGAUGUGGGACGGUGAGGAAUGGUCUCAAGUUCGCUACGACAAAUCAACCGAACCCAUGCAUAGCUCAUGCGUGUUCGAUUCAAACUGGGUCAUAAUCAGCGGGGGAUACAGCGGCGGCUGGAUUUCUAACUAUGUUCUUUCCGACAUGCACACAUACGACCUGCAGGCAAACUGUUGGUUCAGCGUGGAACUGUGCGGGAUGAGGUCGACAAUUUCGCUAACUCACUUGGUACUGAUUUCGCCUUUUCGCACUGUCUUUUCGUUUGGAGCUCACGACACCGAGACAGGAGUUGGCGCUGUUUCAUCCGAUGUGUAUCGCAUGUCUCCGUUGAUCACGUAUGUGAGUUUCGCUGCACUCCGCAACCAAGUGGAAAGCAUGAGCGAAGUCAUCAACCUUAGCUUUGACUCUCAAAGCGAAGGGGUCGGCAGAGCCAUACGCAGAGUAGAUGCGUUGAUGAAACGUCUAGAGACGGCAGAGAAGGAAAUUGAAGGACUCAGAACUGCAAACGAAUAUCUGACAAGGCAGCUGGAAGCAUUUCAAGGAACAGAACGGAAGAGGACGAAUCAAGAAGAUGAAGACGAAGAAGAAGAGGCGGACUUUCAGGUGAACGAAGAGUGA
Molecule: messenger RNA, 1353 nt
Organism: Eimeria necatrix
Lineage: Eukaryota; Apicomplexa; Conoidasida; Eucoccidiorida; Eimeriidae
Product: kelch motif domain-containing protein, putative
Exons: 7
Coding region: 1-1353 (450 amino acids)
Molecular function (GO): protein binding
Source: RefSeq, a predicted model, not a curated record